CAUCCCCUAUGCGGAAACUCACAGUCAAAUAUAUUGGCGAAGAUGGUAUUGAUACAGGGGCACUUGCUAGGGAGUUUCUUACUGACGCCAUUGAUAAUAUGCGCUCUAUUAUGUUUCCUAAUGGAUGCCCUUUCGACUCCACAUACCAUAUCCAGAAUGGAAAUUUCCGUACAUGUGGCCAGAUAGCUGCUGUAAGUCUGGCACAGGGUGGUCCUAGUCCAUCUCUUUUUGACGAAUGUGUUUAUGAAACACUUGUCAAUCCAGAUAUUGAUAUGAUGAAACUUAGCACUGACAAACACCUUGCAAAGAGUGAGAAGGUACUGAUAGAAGGCAUUAUAAGUGAUGUGAAGGGAAACGAGACCACAAUAAUGGACAAUGGUUACACCGGUUUAAUCAAUGAUGCACAUGUUGAUGAAAUAGUUAAGUCUAUUGUUAUUAACCUUAUUAACAAGAGAAUCUUGUACCUAAAUGAGUUUUUGCAAGGCUUAUCAUUAUAUGGAUUUGAUAAAAUUCUCAGGAAAGCUCCAGACAAAGUCAAGUCCUUAUUUGUUCAAGGAUCUACCCAAGAUGACAUUGACGCAAAUUAUCUUUUUUCCUGCAUGGAGCCAGUAUAUUCGGAAGAAGGCACCAGCAGAAGAGUACAAGAGGAAAAGGUUGUUGAUAAUUUCCAGGAUUUUCUUAUGAGCAUUGAAGAUACAGAGGUUACUGGGUAUUCAGCACCUGUUGCAUGGAAUUACCAAGAUAAAGAUGAAGAGCAGGUAAUUUCUGAUGUUUUACCUGAAGAAAGAUUUGAAACAGCAGAGGUGAAUGUGCCUGGGGUUAUGAAAUGGCUCACUGGCCAAAAGCACAAGCCUUUAAGUGGCAAGAAGUUGGUGAUUAGCGUUUUGUUUGAUCAUGACUGUCAAUCAAGGGACCCAAAGCAUACUAUCUGCUAUCCAUUAAUUGGGGCCUGCGGAAUGCAGAUUACAUUUCCCAUUGCCCAUAUGGUGGAUGCAGCAGAAUUUCAUAAAAAUUUAUUAAUAGCUUACUCAAAAGGUCAGGCAUUCGGUAAGCCAUGAACAUGCAUUAGAUUUUUCCGUAUAAUAAUGGGGCUGUUGUUAUUGUUGUUGGGUUAACAUGCAUCUUUGGGCCAGUUGUAUCACAGUUAUACAAAAACUGGAUAGCACUAUUCACCACAUAGGAUUUUUUAGUGUUCUAAAUAUGCUUGAAAGCGCUAAAGCCACAAAUUUGGAGCUAACAACUGCUAAAGAGUACCUGCAAUUUAAGAAUGCUAAGGUUUAAGCCAUUACGCUGAACGACCAUAGGCAGCCCAGAAAUCUGUUUAUACUCAGUCUUCGACUGCAUUGUUUACGCGCGCGGUCAGCUUGUCUGUACUAACUACUGUCUGUACUUAUAUAUUGAUAUAUAAUACAGUAAUCAGUAGACAGAAGAAGCCUGUACUAACUACUGUAUUAUAUAUUGAUAUAUAAUACAGUAAUCAGUACAGACAGUAGAAGCUGACUGCGCGCGUAAACAAUGCAGUCGAAGACUGAGUAUAAACAGAUAUCUGGGCUGCCUAUAGAACGACAGGCAAUUUUUAAGCAUUAAAAAAAUACUAUAUAGUAGGUAACGUUAUCCAGCUUUUAUACAACCGGCCCUACAUUGUAAAAUGUUUACAAGUUCCAGUUUAACUGUAAUACUGAGGUUGAAUUGUUUAUGUUUUGAUUGCAC
Messenger RNA from Dendronephthya gigantea, 1710 nucleotides. RefSeq lists its product as uncharacterized. The record is from RefSeq and is a predicted model, not a curated record. The transcript has a single exon. Gene Ontology annotation, molecular function: ubiquitin-protein transferase activity. NCBI's taxonomy places the organism in Eukaryota, Metazoa, Cnidaria, Anthozoa, Malacalcyonacea, Nephtheidae. The coding region runs from base 9 to 1058 and encodes 349 amino acids.